Molecule: messenger RNA, 847 nt
Organism: Drosophila grimshawi
Lineage: Eukaryota; Metazoa; Arthropoda; Insecta; Diptera; Drosophilidae
Gene: ringer
Product: tubulin polymerization-promoting protein homolog
Exons: 3
Coding region: 41-655 (204 amino acids)
Biological process (GO): microtubule bundle formation; microtubule polymerization; positive regulation of protein polymerization
Cellular component (GO): microtubule
Molecular function (GO): tubulin binding
Source: RefSeq, a predicted model, not a curated record
AGCAAUUAAAUAUUGCCAUACUCACUUCAGACCCAGCACAAUGCUAGUCAGUGUCGUAAGUCACAGAGUGAGCAGCAUGUCUGACGCAGCAGAAAAUGGUAGCAGUGCAGCAGCAGCAGCAGGAGAAGCACCCGCCGCAGAGCUGGCACAGCUGGCGUUGGAGGAGACCGCACCGAAGGUGACCUUCUCGGAUCAGUUCAAGGCGUUCUCCAAGUUCGGUGAUAUCAAGUCGGACGGCAGGUCGAUAACGUUAUCGCAAAGUGAUAAGUGGAUGAAGCAGGCUAAGGUGAUCGAUAAACAGAUCACCACCACCGACACCGGCAUACACUUUAAGAAACUGAAGGCCAUGAAAGUGACGCUCCCCGACUACAAUAAAUUCCUCGAAGAUUUGGCCAAAACGAGAAAAGUGGAGCUGUCGGAAAUCAAGAAGAAAAUGGCCGGUUGUGGUGCACCCGGAGUGCAGCAGGUUUCGGCUGGCAAGGCUGCUGCCGCUGUGGAUCGUCUGACGGAUCCGAGCAAGUAUACCGGUUCCCAUAAGGAGCGCUUUGAUGCCGAUGGCAAGGGCAAGGGCAUUGCUGGACGACGCAAUCUGGUCGAUGGAUCGGGCUAUGUGAGUGGCUACCAGCACAAGGACACCUACGAUGGCGCCCAUUAAAAUAGAAUUAGCUCUCGCAACGUCUCCUCACAAACAUCCCUGUGUUUUGUCUCAUUCGUUUCCUGAUCUGUGUCUAAUUUAUUACCUGUUUUUCUAAUGGUAGCACUAGUUAUUUUCGUAUUUCCUUUCAUUUUCCUUGCUACAUAAACUAAGUUGUGUUUAAGUGCUUAAAAUAAAUUUACAUAAUUUAAA